Betta splendens (Siamese fighting fish) is the source of this 3840-nucleotide messenger RNA. RefSeq names its product cyclic nucleotide gated channel subunit alpha 3a (gene cnga3a). Lineage: Eukaryota; Metazoa; Chordata; Actinopteri; Anabantiformes; Osphronemidae. Gene Ontology annotation, molecular function: cGMP binding; intracellularly cGMP-activated cation channel activity; intracellularly cAMP-activated cation channel activity. The record is from RefSeq and is a predicted model, not a curated record. Gene Ontology annotation, cellular component: intracellular cyclic nucleotide activated cation channel complex; plasma membrane. Gene Ontology annotation, biological process: monoatomic cation transmembrane transport. The transcript has 8 exons. Bases 1388 to 3583 code for a protein of 731 amino acids.
CGCAGCGCCUUCUGACGCUACAGAGCGCUUCUGAUUUAGCACUUUGAUUCAUUUAGAUUUAAUUCUAAUGCAAGCUGUUUAGAAUAUGCUUUAGUUUAAGUGGACGUGAGAAUAAGGAGUCUUCAAACCAGACAUUCGUCUAUAAAUUAUUCAAAAGCCUCCUGCUGAAUCUCGACAGACCCGUUCUCAGAUCAAAUAGUUUAACAGUUAAAACAUUAAUUAGAGAAAUUUAUAUUCAUAUAUUUGACAUUUGUUCAGUAUGACUUAAACAGACACUGAUUGGGCUUGAAAAUAUCAGAAUUCUGUUUAAAUCUCAGAAUUAAACCAGGCCCCGUUUUAAUGCGUCGUUCAGUUUCCUUAGCUCCUCAGUGCACUGUGCAGUAUUUUCUUGGAUUGUUUAUUGUAUUUUUUGUUCAUAUUCCAUCUGUGACAAAUCAGGGUCUUAUUUACGCCAUCAUAAUUUUGGGACAUUGAACAAAUCCAGAUCUGUACUCUGUUUCUUUUAAAACAAUCCAGCCUCCUCCAACGCAGGAUUGACUUUAAAUUGGUGCAUGUAGGAGUCAAAUGAAGAGCAUUCAAGCAGUGAAUUUGCUCUUUAAAGCAGUUUGCUUGUUAAUAUGUAUAUUUGAGUGGCGCUUCAGUGUCGCUCACGUUCAGAGUGGUGACUUUUCCUGCUGUCACCCUGCAAGCACUCGGCUUCGUGGUGAUUCUGGUGCCAGUUAAUUUAGUGGGGGCUGGUUAACUCCCUGGUAUUAGCACUAAUACCAACGUGUGCACGUGUUACAACCACUGGUGCUGCCCACAGAUCAGUGACUUACUUACCAGUGGACAAACAUCUGUUAUUUCCAAUUGUAAAUAUUUUUAUAUUUCACUUUUAAUGACACAGCUAAGAAAUUAAAUUCAGUAUUCACUGUUUUGUAUCAUGCAUUGCAUCAAAAUAUAAAAAAACGCAUUUACUUAAAGAGUUACGCAGCUUUUACAGAAGUGGCCGAUGGGACUGCACCCAGGUCAGCAGGGAGGCCCCAUCCACAGCCUCCGGCUCCGGGCCUGUUCUUUACCAAGUGGGGCCCUAAUAGACUUAACCUGCCUCACACACGGCCCAACACGACAAGCGCGGUCUACCUGUAAGCUCAGUUAUUUUAAAAAGCAGCUGAUCGUUUGCACAGAGAGGCCACUGAUCCUGUUUAGUGUUAAGGACAUAAUGAGGAUGUAUUUUUAGCUGCUACUCUCAGACAAACAGCAGUGUUCGGCUCUACGUGAGCUGAAUCAGGCCGAUCGGGCUUCCGAUGUGCGAUUUCUGGUUUUUAAAAAUCUGUCAUGUGCAUGAUAACCUGAUGGUGUAACAGACAGUGUUUACCUCCAGGCCAGUCGAGCCACACACGACAACAUGGCUAAAGUCUGCAGCGACGCUUCCUUUUCGUCCAGACAGCGGUUAUCCGCCCACACCGCUGAUGCCGAGCUGGCUGUCGUUGAAAAUGGAGACAGCAGGAUUCACUCUCUUUGUGAAGACGCCUGCGAGGGAGCGACGUCUUCCGGGUCCCACAGAGGCUCAUUAACGGGCGUUGGUACUAUGGGCAGGAUCUCCUCCCUCUUCCUCACGCUGCGGAACUGGGCGUCUCACAGGAUGAACCCCGAAGAACAAAGACACGACUCCUUCCUGGAGCGCUUCAGAGGCCCGGAGCUCAAAGAGACAUCCGGCCGAGGGAGCAGCGCCCCGUCGCUGGGCCGCAGCGACCGUAAACGAAAUGCCAGUAAGUGGCCGUUAGCUGCUUACAAUACGAAUAACUGCAACAACACGGAUGACAAAAAAGAGGACAAAAAAGAGGAGAUUAAAAAGGAUGAGAAAAAGGAGGAGGAAAAAAAAGAAGAGAAGAAAGACGGUGACAAGAAGGAGGAGAAGAAGGAGGAGAAAAAAGACGAGAAAAAGGACGAGAAGAAGGAUGAUAAGAAAGAUGAUAAAAAGAAAGAGGAGCCUCCGAAAGAAAUCUGGAUUAUGGAUCCAGCCGCAGACCAGUACUACAGGUGGCUGACCGUGAUCGCCGGCCCAGUGUUCUAUAACCUGAUAAUGAUUGUUACAAGAGCCUGUUUUAACGAACUCCAGCAAUCGUACACAAACCUGUGGAUAUUCCUGGACUACACCUCAGACUUCAUUUACUACACGGACACCUUUGUCCGAUCAAGAACAGGUUACCUGGAACAAGGCCUGUUGGUGAAAGAUGCCAAGAAACUGCGAAGCAAGUACAGAACCACGUCUCAGUUCAAAUACGACAUCAUCUCAAUGAUACCAACAGAUCUGCUCUUCCUGAAAUUUGGAUUCAAUAACCCGGAGUUUCGAUUCAACCGCCUUUGCAAAAUGCCAAGGCUCUUUGAGUUCUUCGAGCGGACCGAGACCAGGACCAGCUUCCCCAACAUGUUUCGAAUCAGCAACCUGGUGCUUUACAUCCUCGUCAUCAUCCACUGGAACGCUUGCAUGUUUUUCGCCAUUUCAAAAACCAUUGGUUUCGGCACUGACACCUGGGUGUAUCCCAAUAUCAGCCACCCAGAGUACGGCCGCCUAGCCAGGAAGUACAUCUACUCCCUGUACUGGUCCACACUGACCCUCACCACCAUCGGAGAAACCCCCGCCCCAGUCCGAGAUGUUGAGUACCUCUUCGUCAUCGCUGACUUCCUCACCGGUGUGCUGAUCUUUGCCAGUAUUGUCGGUAACGUUGGUGCCAUGAUCUCCAACAUGAACGCCUCGCGCGCCGAGUUCCAGGCCAAGAUAGAUUCCAUAAAGCAGUACAUGCAGUUUCGAAACGUCACCAAAGACCUGGAGGCCCGGGUCAUCAAAUGGUUCGACUACCUUUGGACCGAGAAGAAGACCUGCGAUGAGAAGGAGGUGCUGAAGAACCUCCCAGACAAGCUGAGGGCUGAGAUCGCCAUUAACGUCCACUUGGAUACGUUAAAGAAAGUGCGCAUCUUCCAAGACUGUGAAGCCGGUCUCCUGAUCGAAUUGGUGCUCAAGCUGCAGCCGCAAGUGUUCAGCCCCGGAGAUUAUAUCUGCAAAAAGGGGGAUAUUGGCCGGGAAAUGUACAUCAUCAAAGAAGGGAAGCUGGCUGUGGUGGCCGAUGAUGGAGUCACUCAGUUCGUGGUGCUCAGUGACGGUGCGUACUUUGGGGAAAUCAGCAUCUUGGGCAUCAAAGGCAGCAAAGCAGGGAACAGAAGAACCGCCAACAUCAGAAGCGUAGGCUACUCCGAUCUCUUCGCUCUGUCCAAAGACGACUUGAUGGAAGCUCUCACCGAGUACCCAGAAGCCAAGAAGGCUCUGGAGGAGAAGGGCAAAGCCAUCCUGAUGAAGGACAACCUGAUCGACGAGGCCAUCGCCAACGCCGGCGCCGACCCCAAGGACCUGGAGGAGAAGGUAGUGAAACUGCAGAACAACCUGGAGGGCAUGCAGACCAAGUUCGCCCAGCUGAUGGCGGAGUUCACCUCCAGCCAGACGAGGAUGAAGCAAAGGGUCACCCAGAUGGAGGCCAAGGUGAAGUCCAUACAACCCGAGGACCUGUCUGAGGUGGAGGCCGACAAAGACAAAAAGGUCAAGUAACGGCCUUCACGGGGAAUGAACGGACUUUCAUUAGGAUCAGUAGUGACACUUUUUAAAGAGCCACGUUUCUAUUUAUACAUCACGCUUAUCAUCCUAAUGUGUCAAACUGCACAGGGCUGCAGGAACGUAUAUUUUUUGGAUGUAUGCUUGGCAGCCACGCCGAUCUGCUCAGAUCAGAAAUUAUUAACAAACAUUGUUGACUGUAAAUGUGUGAUGCUUUUCGUGUAUAAACAUUAAAAUGUUCAUUUAACACGUCA